UAUUGGCAGCCAACAUUGCGCACCGCAACGGCAACAGGACAAGUAAUCGAAAGUGAUUGCAAAGCGUUUAUGCAAACUUUCACUCGCUAGAUAGUUUAACACACGGUUGGUGGUAGGUGCUACGAAGGAAAAGCGGCAGUGCGAAAAAACGAAAAACAUUAAAAAUAGCAAUUAAUAAUAUUUUGUGAGUUUUACUUAAAAAUCGUCAAGGAAAGUAGUUACACAGCAGUAGCAUCAUGUUGCUUAAGGCAAGCCAAAACGGGCCACAAAUUGUAGGCUGUCUGCUAUUAUUUGUUUUAGUUUCGCUUUGUGAUGGCUUGCAGCUAGGCGCUUUUACCACCAAAACGCCCAGGGUUACCAAGUACACGACGAAGCCAGCGUCGUCCUCUUCAAUGAAUCACGAUGCGACAACCUCGAUUUAUCGCCUCAAUGCCACAAAUGGCAUCACCUGCAUUUUAGUUAGUGUGGAUGGCCUCAUCAGUAUUAAAUAUCGCAAUAAGUUGAACGAGGAUGUUGAAGCUGAUCUCUAUCUACCCGAUGAUCCAAAGCUCACGGGCGAAUGUGUGGAAUCCAAUAUGGAAAUAUUGAGAUUAGAUUUCAAAGGAUUCGCCUUGACAAUGACAUUCCGCAAGUCAUCUGGUGGCGAAGGCUGGUACAUAAAUCAAUUCGAACUCACUUAUUCCUCAUCGAAUGCACUAUUCGAACAUCCCGAUCGCCCAAAUCUGAAUGUGAAACUUACUUCGCCGGCGCACACGCCAAUGUACUUCCCAACGCCCGUCGGCAAGUCAUACGUUUGUGACAAGGAGCAAAGCGUCGUCUUGUAUGCACCCAUUGAUUCCGGCGACAUGUCGGGGCACAUUGCACGCCUCUAUCUGCGCGAUCUGCACAUGCAAAGCUUCAUGUUUAAGGAAAGCGGCAAGUGGGGCCCACCGUUCCAUUGCAGCGCUACGGGCUCAUAUCGCGACGAGACGGCACCUCUAGCGGUGGGCACCGCCUUGGCGAUAGCGGUACUAAUAACAAUAUCCGGCUACGGUGGUUGGCGCUACUUCAAAAUCAAGAAAGUGCAAUAUGGUUCUAUGGAGUAAGCGGUAUUUGGAGAGAAAAUGUUACUUGCUUACAAUGCGCUCGUUGGCUUAGUGAAUUCGUGAAAGUUAAUUCGGUUCUUUUCAACAUGCCGCCUUACAAAAGUUUACGUAACAUAAAGUAAAAUGUUUCGCUGGUGAAAAAACGCUGUACAUAUCUGGUUAAUAUGCGUUAUAUAACUGUAAAAUAUGUAAUUUUCAAUUUCAAUGUCUAAGGAAAUUGAUGCGUGUAUACAAAUACCAAAACGGAAAGGCAAUGGCGCAUGUCAUGUAGCAAGUAAGUAAUGAACAUUUAAACGCGAUUAAAUUAGGAGAAUUGCAAAAAGUCUUCCAUUAUUGUUAAAUAAACACAAAAUACAAAAAUAAUGUUAAAAACAACAACAACAACAAAUUUAAAAGUAUAGUAAAAUGAAUGCGCACUACAAGAAGCAUAUCACUGCAUAUAUAUGACAGUUAUAACUAGAUUAGUAUAUAUACAUAUAUGUACAUAUACUAUACAUAUGUAUACAGCUGUGCUCAUGAAAAUAGUCGUGCUGUUGGGUUUUGACUAGAAAAAAAACGAAAAAUCGAGUCAAAUAUACAAACUACGAAUCCAAUAAGAUUUGAAAGUAAUUUUUACCUUUUUUAAAACUUUUUUUGUAUUUAAAUAUUUUUUAAAAAAUAUUAUAGUUAUUAGUGUUUAAAAAAAUAUUUUUUUUUUAAAUUUUUAAAAAUUACUUUUUUUAAACAAUUUUUUAAAAGAUAUAUUUUUUUUAUUUAUUUUUUCUAUUUAUAUGCAGAAGAAGAAGAAGAAGAAGGUUAAGUAAAAAAACGAAUAUUUUUUCGCUUUGUACUCUGUAGAACAUUUAGUAGAGCAUUCAAUUUCAAGUAGUUGGAAGCGAGGUAAGAAUUUUUGGAGAGAUUUUCUUACAGCUGUCGAAAAACCUAUGUUUUAGAAAACCAAGCGAAAAAAUUUUUUUUUACUCACCCUAAUAUACACAGUUUUGCUUUUUCAAUAUAUAAAAUUUUUUUUUUGUUAAAAUGUUUAAUAAAAAAAAUAAAAAAUUAGUUUCUUCAUAAAAAAUAAUGUUUUUUUACAGACCCUAAUGUACACAAUUUUAUUUUUCCAAUAUUUCAAAAUAUUUUUUUUCUUAAAGGGUUUAUUUAAGAAAAAUUAAAAUUAGUCUCUUCAUAAAAAUACGGUUUUAUACUCACCCUAAUACACACAGUUUUAUUUUUUAGAUAUAUAAAAAUAUUUUUCUUUUCUUGAAGAUUUAUUUAAAAAAAAUUUUAAAAAUGUGUCCCUUUAAAAAAUAAUGGUUUUCUACCCACUUUAAUAUACACAGUUUUAUUUUUUCAAUGUAUAUACAUAUUUUUUCUUAAAAGGUUUAUUAAAAAAACUUAAAAAUUAGUCUCUUUAUAAAAAUAAUGUUUUUUGCCCACUCUAGCAUACACAUAUUUUUUCAACAUAUUUUUAUUUUUUUCCUUAAAAAUCCGUUGAGUUCAAUUUUUGAUAACUUGUUUGAGCGCUUCGACUGGUAUUUGGCAAAUGACACGCGUUUGUUUUGUUCCAAGGCCUGAAACGAAGCGGGAUUGUCCGCAUAGCCUUUAGACUUUACAUAUCCCCACAGAAAAAAGUCGAACGGUGUGAUGUGACACGAUCGUGGUGGCCAAUCGAUUGGCCCAAAACGUGAAAUUAUCUGCUCACCGAAGUGCUCGCUCAGUAAUUCCAUUGAUUGAUCACGAGCUCCAAUUGCAGACACCGAAUAGUCGGCGCGAUAAAGGUCGCCAUUGAUGUUAACGUUCUUAUCGGGUUAUUAGCGAAGCAAAAAUAACGGUAUUUGUUCGUUUUUAUAAAUUUAAGUGUCUAUGCUACCAAAAUAAGCAUAUUAGUUGAGUUGCCAAGUCAGUAUAAUUUAGAAAAGAUCUUUAAAUAUAAGCAGUUCUGGCACUACUAUAUUUAUGAACACAACUGUAUGUAUGUGCAUGAGCGUAAAAUUAUUUAUUUUCAUUAAAUUAUGCGCGUAUACAAGUUCAACAAUUUAAAGUAGUUAAAAAUCAAUUUUCUCAUGCAUUUUUUAAUCGAAUUACUACAUAAAUAGUUAAACAUUUUUGAUUUGUUGAUUAAAUCCUACAUAUAUAUAUAGUAUUAUAAUUGAAAUCUUAACUUUCUCAAAUUCUACGACGAUUUUCAUUGCAUAUUAAAUUUAUAGUAAAAUUGCACAAAACUCUGUGAGAAAUCUAAAUGUUGUUAAAAUGUAACAAAUAUACAAAUAUGGUAUAAAAAUCCUAUAUAUAUAUAUAUAUAUAUACAUAUAUACACAUAUGUAUAUACAAACAUGUAGAACGCUAAAAUAUAAGUCAGUUUGAACACUUGGACAUUACUGUGUACGAGCGCUUAGAGAUCGUCUGAGAAUUUGAAGGUUGAAGGUGCAGCGAUUGGCUUGGUUUGAAACACGAGCACUGAGGACGGUAUAUGGUAUACAAAUUUAGUUAAAAUAUAGUAAAAAUGAAAUAAAAUUAUUUUUAGCAUAAUAAUACAUAAAAUUGCCAUUUGAACUAUAGAGCAAUUGCAGCAAUAAAAAAAAUAAUAUUGCGGACUAAUUUUCAUUAACGGUUAUGUUCUUUAAGAAAACCUAUCGAUUUACGCGUUAUAUAAAUGUAAGCUAAAUUGAAGCUAAGCCUAAGUUUAUUAGAAAAAUAUAUGCAUAUAAUAUAUAUACAAAAAAAAAACGCAAGCCAAAUUAACUAGCAGAAAUAUUAACUGAAGGUCUGAUUAAUUGGCAAGCAGACCUAGCAAAUGCACUGAAGUGUUAGUUUCGCAUGAAAAAUAAAUCAGAAAUAAAUCAAAUUUGCUGCCGAAUUUUGGAAAAUACAAAAAUGCAUAUACAUUAAUGCUUCCAAAUUGCAUAUAGAAUACAUACAUAUGUACCUUGAGCAUAUCAAAUACCAAAUCAAAUACCAAAUACAAAAACUAUGUACCGUUGUAAGUUCUUAGUAUACUAAUUUGAUUGCUUUCUGGCUGUCCCUUUGUCGUAAAUGAACGGCUAGCACACGGAGAACCAAAAAAAUAUCAACAAGCAAAUAUCAUUUUAGCCAAACUGCAAGCGAGUUGGCAUAUAAUUUGGCCAAAAGUUGACAGUUAGACAUUUGCAAUGCGCCAAAAGUGGCAUAGAAUUAUCAUUACAUAUAUGCACCCAUAUCAACAUAGCAUUUUUAUUGUAAAUACUAACGUACAUUGUUGGGUUAAAGCGAUUGUUAUUAUAAUUAAUUAUAUAUACACACAUAAGUGAAAUAAAUAAAGUACAUCAACUACUUAAACUA
Molecule: messenger RNA, 4385 nt
Organism: Bactrocera neohumeralis
Lineage: Eukaryota; Metazoa; Arthropoda; Insecta; Diptera; Tephritidae
Product: lysosome-associated membrane glycoprotein 5
Exons: 6
Coding region: 237-1085 (282 amino acids)
Cellular component (GO): membrane
Source: RefSeq, a predicted model, not a curated record